This is a messenger RNA of Fusarium sp. VM40, 1458 nucleotides long. NCBI's taxonomy places the organism in Eukaryota, Fungi, Ascomycota, Sordariomycetes, Hypocreales, Nectriaceae. The record is from the annotation of a GenBank genome assembly.
AUGAUAGCGCCGGCGCCACCCGGCCAUUUCCCACAUCAACAGCCCAUUUCGUCGCCGAAUCGAACCAGCCGCGAUGCGCCGCCACGGACAGAACCGACCGAGAUCGAGACCCACCACCACGCGAAUCACCCGGCAACCUUACCGGUACUCGGAAUGCAACUGCCGGGAACACUACCUGACUCGUCACGUGCUCAGUCACGAGCUCACCUCGACCUUAACCUCGACUUACACGCGCACCCUCACUCUCACUCUCACGGGCCGCAUCUUUCUCAUGGCGCCCAUGGAAUUCAAAGCCACGAACAUGGACAUGCGACUCAUCCAGCCCACAGUUCAGCGGGCCUACCGUCCGCUGGGUUUGCAAGUCACCUCCCUCCCGCCUCAACUAGCCCCAUGACGUUGGAUUGGAAUAUUUACAAUGUUCCUCCAAAUUUACAGCUGAAUCCGUCUCACUUUAAUUUUGAGGUUCCAGGACAUAUGGGUGUAGUUGGUCAUUCGAGCCAUCUGGCACACGCAUCUACAGAUCCAACGGCAUACGCAUACGGAAGCAAUCUUGUUUCGCCGUCGUCAAUUCAUCCAAACAAUGCCCAUUUCGAUACCAGCGCUUCAACCCAAUGGGAUGAUUCUCUGGGCCAUGAUUCGAGCACCCCGAAAGUGCGUACCCCUGCUCAGCAGAUGGCCAGCAAUCCUUGGGCCGAAAUAGAGGAGCCCCCGGGAGACAACAAGUCAACCGCUGCUUCCCGUCCACGAAAGACUCCUCGACCGAGAAGACAGAAGAAAGAAGCUCGGAAGCUAUCGGAGGAUUCUCAAGGGGCCAGAAGCAGUAGUACCGGUGGAACUGCACACUCGGUAUCUGACGCUGCCAGCCCUAGUACCGCGUCACAGAAUAGCCGCACCAGUGUUGGCUCCAAAUCUGUAUCUAUGGCUUCCACGGUUUCCGUAUCGACCGCUUCAGCAGUUUCUAGCCGCCAGAGCAAACUUAGAAGUGCCUCUCGAACAUCCAAGAACAGUCGAGAUAAACCCAACGAUACCCCCGAAGAUCGUCGAACCCGAGCUUCUCAUAACCUUGUUGAAAAACAAUAUCGAAAUCGACUCAACGCUCAGUUCGAAUCACUACUCAGUGCACUUCCCGAGCAAGUUCGACACGGUAAUGGUGGUAGUGAAAACGGAAACGGAAACGGAAAUGGAGACAACGAGUCCGAUCAAGCCAACGAUCCUGACCGACGUGUUAGUAAGGGUGAGGUGCUUGAGAUGGCUCGCAAGCACAUUGAAGCACUAGAACGCGAAAGGAGUCAACUCGAAAUGGAGAAUCUCGAGCUUCAUGGGAAUAUACGACGACUCAAAGGAUCAAAUUCCGAAAGCACAGAGUCCUCGUUAGGCCCAGGAAGCUCUGCCGAGCCCGACACGAACAAAGAUCAAAAGCAGGCUGAUGAUGGAAACGAUCGGAACGAAAAGCCAUAA